GCUUCUGAGCAUCGUUUGGAGAAGAGGAGGGGAGAGAUAGAGACAGAGAGCUCUACCACAGCGAGUGUCCUCCGAAUGUCUGCCUCUCCACAUUGCCAAUGAAUAAUCCACGCAUUCCUAUGUCUGCCAGUUGACAUACUGAACGCAAAGGACCACGCUUCUACCUCUACAAGGAUUCAGGAGUCCUGUAGCGGGCUGCGCGUUUUUUCAGGAGCACCUGACAUUUCCUGUGGCAGAUUUAUUUACUGGAUCAUGGCACAGACCAACAGCAGCGGGCAGGGGACCAACGGGGUAGCAGAUGAAUCCCCCAACAUGAUAGUGUACAGAAAGAUGGAAGAAGUAAUAGCACGCAUGCAGGAUGAGAAAAAUGGCAUCCCCAUCAGAACAGUGAAAAGUUUUCUAACCAAGAUCCCCAGUGUUUUUUCAGGUUCUGAUAUUGUACAGUGGAUGAUCAAGAAUCUGGACAUUGAAGAUCAAGUGGAGGCUCUUCACCUAGGAACUUUGAUGGCUGCACAUGGAUACUUCUUCCCCAUCUCAGACCACGUCCUCACCCUCAAAGAUGAUGGCACUUUCUAUAGGUUUCAGACUCCAUACUUUUGGCCAUCAAACUGCUGGGAACCAGAAAACACAGACUAUGCUGUUUACCUCUGCAAAAGAACAAUGCAAAAUAAAGCACGUCUGGAGCUUGCAGACUAUGAAGCGGAGAGCUUAGCAAGGCUACAGAGAGCUUUCGCCAGGAAAUGGGAGUUCAUAUUUAUGCAAGCAGAAGCACAAGCGAAAGUCGACAAGAAAAGAGACAAAAUUGAAAGGAAAAUACUUGACAGUCAGGAAAGAGCAUUCUGGGAUGUGCACAGACCAGUGCCUGGAUGUGUGAAUACAACAGAGGUCGACAUAAAGAAGUCUUCUAGAAUGAAAAACCCACACAAAACUAGAAAGUCUGUGUAUGGGUUGCAGAAUGAUAUUCGAACCCACAGCCCAACCCACACCCCGGCCCCAGAAGCCAAGCAGCCUACGGAAGAAGAACUGCAGGAACAGAUCGCCUUUUGGCAACUGCAAUUAGACAGGCAUCGACUGAAAAUGUCCAAAGUGGCGGAGAGCUUGCUGGGCUACACAGAGCAGUACCUUGAAUACGACCCUUUCCUCACGCCUCCAGAUCCAUCCAACCCCUGGAUGUCAGAUGACACCACACUCUGGGAGCUUGAAGCCAGCAAGGAGCCAGGCCAGCAGAGGGUAAAGAGAUGGGCUUUUGGCAUCAAUGAGGUUCUCAAAGAUCCUGUGGGGAGAGAGCAGUUCCUGAAGUUCUUGGAGUCUGAGUUCAGCUCAGAGAAUCUCAGGUUCUGGCUAGCAGUCCAGGAACUUAAGAAGCGUCCCAUCAGAGAAGUUCCAACUCGGGUUCAGGAGAUCUGGCAGGAGUUUCUGGCUCCUGGAGCGCCCAGUGCCAUCAACGUGGACUCUAGGAGCUACGGCAAAACCACCCAGAAUGUCAAAGAUCCCGGACGCUACGCCUUUGAGGAUGCACAGGAGCACAUCUACAAGUUGAUGAAAAGUGAUUCGUACAGCCGUUUCAUCCGUUCCAGUGCCUAUCAGGAGUUAUUACAGGCCAAAAAAAAGAAAAGUAAGAACUUGUUCUGAAGGCUUCCAGGUAAUGUCCACUACAAAAUUAUACAUAAUGUAUGUUGUUAGAUCUUGUAAUAGCCUCUUUUUAGCUUCUUUACAGGUCAAACCUUAAAAUUCUAUAGUGCAAUAUAUACAAAAUGUGCAUGGUUGUUAAAAAAAAAAAAAACAUUUUUUAAAAGGUAUUUGCUGUCUCUCAUUCCCACUUGCACAUAUACAGUGGGUACG
This is a messenger RNA of Monopterus albus (swamp eel), 1842 nucleotides long. RefSeq names its product regulator of G protein signaling 7a (gene rgs7a). The record is from RefSeq and is a predicted model, not a curated record. Gene Ontology annotation, cellular component: plasma membrane; cytoplasm; neuron projection. Gene Ontology annotation, molecular function: GTPase activator activity. Gene Ontology annotation, biological process: positive regulation of GTPase activity; regulation of G protein-coupled receptor signaling pathway; intracellular signal transduction. The transcript has 18 exons. The coding region runs from base 253 to 1632 and encodes 459 amino acids. Lineage: Eukaryota; Metazoa; Chordata; Actinopteri; Synbranchiformes; Synbranchidae.